AAUCAGUCGCUGUCUAUCUCUGUCUGCGUGCGUUUCGUUUCACCAAGUGCUCCGUGGCUGCGCUACGUACAAAACGCAAAUAAGAAAUCGUAAAUCACAGACAAAAACACAAAACAAAGAGCGUGUGAUAAACGUCAAAAAAAUAUAGCGUGCAAAAAACAACAACAAUUAGAAGCUGCGAUCAAAAUCACACACACUAGCACAGACAGCGAAAGAGAGAGAGAGCGAAGCUUGUUGACCGUCCGUAAUUCUAUACUGAACAUUUUUAGUAAGAUUUAAGCGCAACUUAGAGCAACUGCAAUAGCAGCAGCAACAACAACACCAGCAAAAACAACAACAACAACAACACAGCAAAAUGGCAACAACACCACGCAGUGGGGGCUCCGGCUCUGGAGCCGCACAACGCCCCAAUGGAACCUCGCAAAAUAAAAGUUGCCAAUUUAAAUUGGUGCUACUUGGCGAAUCGGCUGUGGGCAAAUCAUCGCUGGUGCUGCGCUUCGUCAAGGGCCAGUUUCACGAGUACCAGGAGAGCACGAUAGGUGCUGCCUUUCUCACACAAACCAUUUGCAUAGAGGAUACAGUGGUCAAGUUCGAGAUCUGGGAUACAGCCGGUCAGGAGCGGUAUCACAGCUUAGCUCCCAUGUAUUAUAGAGGUGCGCAGGCCGCCAUCGUUGUCUACGAUAUACAGAAUCAGGACAGUUUUCAGCGUGCAAAAACUUGGGUCAAAGAACUACAUAAACAAGCCUCACCGAACAUUGUCAUUGCGUUGGCUGGCAAUAAGGCGGACUUGUCUAACAUUCGCGUUGUUGAGUUUGACGAGGCGAAGCAAUACGCAGAGGAGAACGGAUUGUUGUUCAUGGAGACGUCCGCGAAGACGGGCAUGAAUGUCAAUGAUAUCUUCUUGGCAAUUGCCAAGAAACUACCGAAGAACGACAACAAUCAGGGAUCUGUUAUAAAACCAAAUGGAAACGAGCCGACUCAAACGACGAACAACUGUUGCAAGUGAUGUCCCUUUGUAGAAAAUGAAAUUUCCAACGAGAGAUUUGAAAAGUUUAUGCUGAUAAUUAUAAAUAAAAACAUUAUUUAAAAUUUAAAACUAAUGCCGGCUCCCAGGGGCAAGCAAUUUAAUUUCACAUAAUUGAUAAUGAUGAUGAUGAUGAUGGAAAACCAGAAGAUAACGAUAAUAUUAAUUAUAAAUUAAAUUAAAUGAUAAAGAAAACCACAAAAAACUAAACCAAUCACAACAAAAAACAAAAACGUAAAGCAAAUAAUAAAACAACAAAAACAACAACAGCAUAGUCCCGUUAAAAUCAAGCGUAAAAUGUUAUCAAAAAGUAAACAAAACACAACGCUCCUAACAUACUUCUAACUCUGGUCCACGCUCCCCGAUUCCCUCACAUAGUUCAUAACCGCCACUUAGAGAGCUCCUCCUACAAUUUCAUCUCGAUCAGAUGCAAAACUUCUAAAUAACGCAUUAGAAAUAAUAUGGUAAAGAAUAAACAUGAUAAAUAUGAAAGCGAGAGUUCACGUCGUGUCGUAGAAAUGUUUAAAAUUGAAUUGUAAAGAAAACAAAAACGAAAAAAUAAUGAAAGAAACUUGAUAAGUUUGUUUAUAAAUGGGUGACGAUGAAACCAGAGAAAUUCCAGUUGCAGUUGUUCUCAGCAGCGUUCCAAAAAGAAAAAGAAAAAACAAAUAAAAUAAAAAAGUAAUGAUGAAGAUAAAACCGAAGAUCAGUUCAGUUUUGUUCAGUUCAGAUCAGCAGCUGAAGAUUCGCUCGUCCUCGAUCUGUGGCAAUGUGUGUGUCUAUCCGGCCGUCAAGUUGCGAUGGACACGUGUGAUAGUUGCAAUUUAUAUAAAUUAUAUAUAUAUACACAUAUGGAAAAAGAAAACAUGAAAUAAAAAUCUAAAAAACAAAAAAAAAAAAAAUUAAUAAAAAAAAUACAUGAAAAGAUUGAAAAACAUACAAAGAAGAAUUAAUGAAAUUAUUCAUUUUUGGUUCAAACUUUACGUUUAGCUUAUUUUAUUUCCACAUUCUCUAGCAACAAUCGAAGAUUAAAUGCUACUCUUUAAAUUAUAGUAACAAAAACAAAAACAUAAACAUAAAACAUAAAAGAUAAACAAAAUUUCAAAAAUUAAGAUGAAGUUUAAGCAAAUGAAGUGAAGUCUAAGAAGAACAAGUAAAUCUUAUACAUAAACGACUUUGUUUUGACUCGAUUCACAAAUGCAAUUUAAUUUUCAAUCCGAUUUCAAUGUAUAUGUAUAUCAACCAGCGAUCAACCAAGCAAAGCAACAAAAAAUAUAAAAAACAAAAGAGAAAUCAACCAAUAAAACGCAGAUAAAACAAUACGAAAAAAAAGCAAAAACAACAAAGAUAACAGCAUAAGAUAUGGGAAAAGAUUCGACUCCUAGCAAGCUGUGUGUGUAUUUUUCCAAUUUAUAAUUUUUAUGUUGUAUGUAUGUAUUUAAAUUUAACAUUUAUAAUAAAAAUCGUAUAUAUAUCUCUAUAUAUAUAAAAAUGAAUCACAA
Drosophila albomicans is the source of this 2526-nucleotide messenger RNA. RefSeq names its product ras-related protein Rab-5B-like. The coding region runs from base 356 to 1006 and encodes 216 amino acids. Gene Ontology annotation, molecular function: GTPase activity; GTP binding. The transcript is spliced from 6 exons. The record is from RefSeq and is a predicted model, not a curated record. Lineage: Eukaryota; Metazoa; Arthropoda; Insecta; Diptera; Drosophilidae.